Entrophospora sp. SA101 is the source of this 594-nucleotide messenger RNA. The record is from the annotation of a GenBank genome assembly. NCBI's taxonomy places the organism in Eukaryota, Fungi, Glomeromycota, Glomeromycetes, Entrophosporales, Entrophosporaceae.
AUGAUAGAAAAUAUUACAGAAAUCAUUCAUAAUCCAGAUUAUCAUGAUGUUCUUGCUAUUGUUAAAGGCUUUCGUAAUGGAGCUGUUUAUGGAGCAAAAGUUAGAUUUCCUCAUGCUCUUGUCAUGACUUUAUUAUUUCGCUCUGAAAGUUUAAAGGAUAAACUUAUUCUUAUUUUUAAAGCUACAAAACAACAUUCAAAAAAUUUAGCAUUUUUUGUUACAACAUAUAAAACAAUGAUGUAUUUACAAAAACUUAUUGUUGGCAAAGAGCAAAAUGGACAUUCAUUCAUAGCAGGGUUAAUUGGUGGAUACUUGGUGUUUGGCGAAAAUAAUAAUGUCAAUCAACAAAUUGUACUUUAUGUAUUUGCUAGAAUUAUGAUUGGAUUAGCAAAACUACCAGUGUCUCACAAAGUAAUGAAUGAACCAAAUAAUUCGUUUCCUAUAUUUGCAGCUUUAGUAUGGGGAACUGUUAUGUGGUUGUUUCGUCAUAAUCGUGAUGUGUUGCAACCAUCUUUACAAUCAUCUAUGCAAUAUUUAUACCUCGACUCUGAUAAGUGGAAUUCCCUUAAAACUUUCUUGUGGCAUAAUAAAUAA